Aplosporella prunicola CBS 121167 is the source of this 1543-nucleotide messenger RNA. RefSeq lists its product as uncharacterized. Lineage: Eukaryota; Fungi; Ascomycota; Dothideomycetes; Botryosphaeriales; Aplosporellaceae. Bases 117 to 1484 code for a protein of 455 amino acids. The record is from RefSeq and is a predicted model, not a curated record. The transcript has a single exon.
UCAAGGAUCCGGGGCCGUGCGAAGACUGUUUGUCCGUGUGUAUAAAGGCAGCGGAUAACUCCAUAGCACUACCUUAUCGUAAGUGAGACAAGCAGUAGAGACUUCAUUGUUGGCCCAUGCCUGUUUGGGUAAGGGUUUCAGUAAGUAACAAACACGUGCAAGCGCGCCUUAAGUGCGUUCGCUCGGCCACGCCUUUUCCUUCCGACCACCUCCCACUUCUGCUCCUCCCCUCCAACAGAAUCACAGCAGCCAUGGAACGCAAAAAGGUAGACCGCUAUCCGGAGAGAUCAGUCGGGCUGAAGUCAAUCGCCACCGGCUACCUCGAACACUACGCCGCCUCGCACACGAUCAGCGAGCUCGAAGCCAUCCUGAAGAACGUCAACGCCAAGCUCCACGGCAACCGCAAGGCAUGGCGCAAGGCCUGCAUCAACCUAUCCCACGCCGAGUACUCGUCUCGCAAGCGCCUCGAGUACGUCGAUCGCAUCUUCUCCAUGGAGGUUGCGGCGAAGAAGGCAAAGGCAAAGAACAAGGCCGUGCGCAAGGUGACCCUCUCUUUGCCCCAGACUAUCGUUCAGUUGCCUUCAAUGACACAGACCGCCGUAGCUGCCAAGGCCGCCGUUGGCGCCAGAACCUCGCGGAGCGUCAGACCUCGCGCGACCGAGGCCGCCGUCACGGUGCUUGACCUCACCGGCAGCGAUCCCGCUUCUCCCAGCGCCUCAUUCGAGCAGCAGCGACUUCCAGAUCCGUCUUCUUCAGACUCCUCGCUGUCAUCGGUCCCGAGCAGUCCGUCUUCAUCUGAGGAUGAGAGCCCCUCUGACCCUGACACUCCUCCUCCUCCACCACCUCCACCGCCGCCGCAGCCCACCGUCAACGUCACUGUCACUGUCCAGCCGCCUACUCCUCCCCCUCAAGCGCCCGUUAUCCGAUUCACUGCUCAAGCUCCCGCCCUACACCCAGCGCAGCUGCAAUCGCCCUACGUCACCUUCUCGGUUCACGCGCCCACUCUACCUCCAGCACAGCUGCAACCGCGUCCCGCCGCCUUCCCGAUCUUAGCGUCCGCCCUACACCCAGCGAAAUCACAACCGCCCACCACCACCUUCCCAACCCAAGCACCCACCUUCCCCCCCGCACAACCGCACCCCCAACCAUCCACGACCCCCUCCCAAAAAGCGGCCAACGCCUACCUCGCCCCCGAGCGCCAAUGGCUCGUCAACUACUACACGCAGCGCGGCGGCGGCCCCCACGUCGACAUGAAGCAACUCGCGCAGCAGUUCAACGCGCGCUUCGCCGGCACCACCAUCGUCGACGGCGGCAAGGUCUUCGCUGCCCGCCCCACCAGGACCUGGGUCUCCCUCAACGCCGAGUGCGCCAAUUCGCGCGCGAUUAGGGAGGCCCGCGGCUUGCCGCCGAGGGAGCAUGGCGGGUGGGGUAAGGAGAAGUCGGCCGCGGAUAAGGCGCCUGCGAAGCGGCCCCGUGAGGAGUGAUGCGCAUCGUUGGGAGCGCGUCGUGGUGGUGCGUAUUAGGAGGUCUUCGUGGUGGUGGA